Molecule: messenger RNA, 12716 nt
Organism: Heteronotia binoei (common prickly gecko)
Lineage: Eukaryota; Metazoa; Chordata; Lepidosauria; Squamata; Gekkonidae
Gene: PCNT
Product: pericentrin
Exons: 45
Coding region: 429-12332 (3967 amino acids)
Biological process (GO): signal transduction
Molecular function (GO): molecular adaptor activity
Source: RefSeq, a predicted model, not a curated record
AAGGAACGGAGCAUGCGCAUUCCUUCUCCUUUUCUCAUUCUACCUUGGGGGAGCCUUCGAAAUGAAAUCCUCGAGUCGCGGCGUUUGGGCGGGACGACGGGAUUCGUGGAGUCUAUUGGCUCUCGGAGCCGUCGGUCUGCAAGAGGCGGGAGCAGCGGUUUUCACGGACUAGGUUUCCGAUUGGGCAACAAGUUUGGGGAAGAGAAGGGGCUCGGGGAGGCCAUUGGCCGAAAGUUUUGGGUCGCGGUGCGGCAGUUGGAGGGGGCGGGGCUGCAAACGGCUUCCCGAGGAGAUUUGGGUUUUUUUACCUUUGCAGGUAAAGGUGAGGACGGAGAGGCGGCGAGAGCGUGGGAGGCUGUCGGAAGGUGGCUGUCGGCGCCUCCGCUCCACAGGAAGAAAACGCUGUAGAGCUAAGAAAUUCUGUGACGAUGGAGAAACACGGUUGUAUUAAAGAACUGGAAAAGAAUGAUGAAAAUAACAUUAACAGACAACUGCAGAAAUUGAAAACUGAGUUGGAGGAGUGCUAUAGACAAGAGACUUUAAAAUUAAAAGAAAUUUGUAUAAAAGAAGUGAAUACAAAAUAUAAAAAUAAUCUUGAGCAGAUAAAAACAGAAUUAAAUGCUAUUAAUUAUGAGGGAAAUGUUCAGAAUUUGAAUAUCAUUGUUAAUUUAAAUAAUAAACUUCAGGCAUUAGAAUCUGAUAGCUCCUCCUUCUACAAGGAACUUGAAAACUGUGUUGGAGACUUUGUGAGGAAACACUCUGAAAUUGAUUGGAAGUAUACCACUCUGGUAGAAGAACUUGUGUUACAACUUACUAAUAGUGAAGAAAGAGCAAGAGAAUCAAAACACGAAAAGGAAAGUUUAAAUCAAGAGAUUGAAAAACUCAGUUCUUUAACUUGGGAAUUAAAUGACAAACUCCUUCUUGAAACAGAAAAAAGCAAAGAUUUACAUUGUAAGUAUGAGAAAGAAAUACAUUUUUACAACAUGAUGCUAAAAAAUUUACAGCUAGAGACAACACAGUUACAAGAAGUAUUGGGGAGGCAGAAGAUAAAACUUGAAGAGAUGCGCAAUACGCUGCAUCAAUAUGAAAAUGAACUGUGUCCGGCUGACGGGGAAGUGACUUGUUUGCGUGAUUUCAGAAUAGACACUUUGAAAAAUGUGUUAGAAGAUGCAAGGCAAAACCUAAAUAAAGUCAAAGCCCUAAAGGAUACUGACAACUUACAAUCUGGUUAUUACGUAAGAGAUCAUAUAGCAGAACUAGAGCUAGAGGCUGUUCCUGAAAACACAGAGGGAUUAAUUAAACGUUUUGAUAUCACAGAGAGGCAGGAGCAGUCGGGCAUAUGUAACAGUCCUGGACAUUCAGACCCUGGAAAAGCUGCUUUUAAUACAUCCACAUGCAGAGGUGUUUUAGAAUCCAGUAAUGGCAAGACAGGUUUUAAUUUUAAUGACGAUUUUUAUUCAAAUGAUUUGCUAGAAGAGACUUUAACUGAAACUGAACUCAGUGAACAAUCUAUGGCUUUACUCUUUUCUGGUUAUUGUUCACCACAGAAUGAAAUAGAAAGGCACACCCAUAUAAGUGAUCAUCAGGUUGAUUUUGGUAUUGGAGAUAAUGGCCUGAUAAAGCAGAGCAGUGAAAAAGGAUUUAUUUUUGACAAGGCUUUUCAGGGAGCUGGAGGAGAUGCAACAGCUGAAAUCACAACUGCACACUUAAAAGAACAGGAGGCACAUGUUGCUAAUGAUGAAUCUCUCAGUCGAAAAAUGGAGAAGGAGCUAGAACCAGAAAACAAAAGGAAGCAAGGAGAUAACAGUGAUUUAAUUAUUUGGGUUGAAGAAUUCAAGCAUGCAGUGCAAGACUUAACAUCUCGUUCAUGGGAAGAAACAGUAAAGGACCUCCAGCAGGAAAAAGAAAAUUUAAUGAUGCAAUUGAAGCUGCAGGAGCAAUUAGUAAAAGAUGUUCAGGAGCAAAAGACAGCCUCUGAUUCUGUGACCAGUGAAGUACAAUCUCUGUUUGGACGACAGCUAACAGUUUUGCAGAGGCAAAGAGAUCAAAUGCAAACCCAGAUUGAUAGCCAAACGGCAAGGAACAAGACCCUUUUGGAACUUCUUGGUCAAAAAGCUGUUCUAGAAAAAUUCUUAUUGAAAGAACAGGAGGAUCUCAAGUCUGAAAUCAGCAUCAAAGAACAAAGUUUAUCGUCUUUACUUAGGGAGAAAUCAACCUUGGAAGAAAAACUUUUUGCAAUAGGGGAGCAUCUAAAGGAAGCAGAAAAGGCUUUUGAGGAAAGCGCUAACAAAACAAUGAUUCUUGAACAAACGGUUGAUGAACUUAACAUGAGAAUGAAAAGCACUCAGGAAUCACAUGAAUCUGACAGACUAGUGUUUGAAGAGAAACUGAAAGCCAGUAGUUUAGAAUUACAGAAGCUUAGCGCUGAAAUAACACAAAAAGAAAGGGAAUUUAUGCAAAAGGAAAAUGAGUUGAAUGAAGAAGUAGCUUCUUUAAGGAAUGUUCAGUUGGAACUUGAAACUCGUCUAGAGGAGACUGUAAAGAACUUGAAAGAGAUGCAGGCUGAGUCAGAGAGAGUUCAGAAGGAAGAACUUAGUAGAACCAAGUCUCUUUAUCAGUCUGAUCUUUCAGAUAUGAAAUUGCAGCACCAGAAGCUGAUAGAAGAUCUGAAUGAAGAAAUAAAAGAGAACAUAGAAAAGCAGAAACAGUUGGAAGUAGAAUGGAAAGAACAGAUUGGAAUAAUAAAAAAGCUUCAUGAACGAGAACAUGAUCGUGAAGUAGCUGAGCUAGUUACACAGCAUGAGAAUGAAAUGAAAGAGCUACAUGCUAAAUUAAUGCAAGAGCAACAGCUGUUGUUGGAUGAGUUGCAACAGCAAAUGGAGGCUGCACAUGAAGAAGAGAUGCAGCAAGCAGAGACUCUGCAUAAUCUUAAAAUUGAAGCUUUAAGAUUAAGUUCAAACAAUGUGCACACGUCUCAGUUGGAGCUGAUGCAGAACAAUCUGAGGAAGGAGAAGGAAACGGCCCUUGUGGAACUGCGGGAGAUGCUCAACGAUAAGCAUGCUCAAGAAGUAGCGGUUCAGCAAAGCCGAUAUCAGUUUGAGCUGCAGCAUAUCAAGGAACAACAUCUGAAGGAAAAGGAAGAAAUGAUUUUGAGGCAUCAGAGUGACCUAGAUAAAGAGAAGAAAAGGGUAACAUUAGAAAUGGAGGAAAAACAUGCCAAAAUAUUAGAGGAUCUUAAAAAAGAAUGGGCACUGGAUACAGAAAUCAGUUGUAAAAACAUAUCUGAAGAGUUAGCUGAAAAACAUCAGGCUGAGUUGAAUGAGGUGAAAAGAACUCUGAAAUCAGAACUUGAAGAAGUAAAAAGAAAGUUGGAGAGCCUGUGCCUUGAAAAAGAACAGGUUGAAACGGAGUGUAAAAACCUGGAAAACCAGUACCAGCUUGCCAUGACGAAGCUGCAGACUGACCAUGCCCAAGAACUGCAAGAUGUGAAAGAACAAAGCCAGACCAACCAUGCACAAGAGCUGCAGGAUGUGAAAGAACAAAGCAAGAAACGUGAAGAAGAGUUACAGCAGGAGAUAGAGGAGUGUCAUGGUAUAAUUGAAAAACUAAAAGCGGAGUCUCAAGAAGAAAUCAAACAUCUUUGGUAUCAGCUGGACAGUGCACGAGCAAGUCGGCAAGAAUUAAGUGAGUUAAAAGAACAGCUACUUGCUCGCACAUCCCAUAUGGAAGAAAUGGAAAACUUGAAGAAAGAUUUUCAAACUAAAUGGGAUAAAAAGAGAAGCGAUCAUGAAAAUGAAUUGGAGCAGUUAAGGCUUUAUUUCGAAGAGAAAUUAAAAGUUCUGGAAGGGAACUACAGAGAGGAAUUAACAGUGCUGCAUCAGAGGCUGCUAGAAGGAAAAGAUGAUUCUCUAUUGGGGAUUGAGAAUGACCAAGAUGAACAUAUGGAUAUGGGCCCAUCUGUCACACUUUUAGAAGAGAUGACUGAAAAAGAGAGACGGGAUCUUUUUGAACAGCUCACUGUGCAACUGGAGCACCACAAGGAAGAACUGUCCGGUUUACAGCAGCAUUUGGAUAAAAAACACAAAAGCGAGCUAGAGUUAUUGAGCUCUUCCCUCACACUCCAGUACCAAGAGAAUCUGAUGAAAAUGAAGAUGGAUCUUUCUGAUAGAUACACUCAUGAAAUUGAAGAACUGAAUAGGAAACAUUGUUUAAAUCUUGAACAACUUCGUGCCAAGCUUUCAGAGGAGCACCUCAGAGAAUUUACUAAGGUUCGCCUACAAAGCGCUCAAGACGCUGCGCGUCAAAUAGAAACGGAGGUAGCAGAACGAUUUGCAGCGUUGGAAAAUGAAUACAAAGUUAAGUUUGGUGUUCUUGAAGCUGAGAGGAAGUCAGUUUCCACCCAACAAGAAGAAAUAGAAAACCUGAGGAGAGAAAAUUCUAAACUGAAGGAAACGAGUGUACAAGAAGAACUUCUUUUGAAAGACAAGCUGGAACAGAUUAAAUGUCAGCUCAUUGAAGAUCACGUGAAUGAAUUAAGAAGAGCUAGAGAAGAGGUACAUGAAAUAGAAGAAAUUCACAAAGCAAAAGCUGAAGAAUGGAAGCUGAAAUGGGAGGACUUGAACAUCAAGACUGAAGAGAAAUUGCUGAUGUGUAAAGAGCGUGAAGACAAGGCAGAACAGGAGAAGCAGACCUUGAGAAAGCAGUUUGAACUUCACGAAGCUGAGAUGACUUACCUUCAAGAGCAGCAGGCUGCCAGAAUCGCACAGUUAGAGAAAUCUCUAACGGAGCAGCAGAACAACGUCCAGCAGCUGGAGGAUAAUUUAGCAAAUGCACAGAAGACUUUGUCUCAGUAUGGUGAUGAACUAAACUCUGCAGAGGCUCUCAUGGCCACAGAAUUAGAAAAAACAAAGCAUGCGUUCCAAGAGGAAUGCACAGAAAAACUUGAGGAUGCACAGAACAGGUUUAUGGAAGACAAAACAGUCAUGACUAAGAAGUUUGCUGAAGAACAUGAAAUUCUUCUUCAGCAGCUGAGAGAAAAGCAUAUUGCUGAGCUGGUUUCUCAAAGACAAGAGCUGGAGCAUAAACAUAAGGAGCAAAUUUUAUCCCUCACAUCGGAUCUGCAGGCGCAACACCAAGCUGAAAUUGAGACCCUCAAAUCCACAUUUAAAAAGGAGCACCAGAUUCAUUUAGAAACAAGCGAAGCUUAUCUGCAGAAAAAUUAUCAAGCCCAAAUGACAGAGCUAGAGGAUAAGCAUUUAUCAAAUAUGGAUACUUUGGAGUCCAUCUAUCUCUCUGAAAUUCAACUCCUGCGGGACGAGCACAGACAAGCAGUUGAAAGUUUACAGGUAAAUUUGCAAGAACAGCAACUUAAACAGGAUAAGGCAAAUCAAGAGCUGUUGGCACAAAAUCUAGCGAGGAUGGAACAGAAACACGCGGAAGAGCUGCAGAUUUGCCAAGAAAAUCUGAAAAUACAGCUGGCUACAGCUCACAUAGAAGAACUUAAACUAAUGGCUGCCGAACUGGAAGAAGCUCAUAAAGAGGAUUUAAGGGCAGAGUUAGAAAAACAGAGAUGUUUAUUAGAGCAUGAUUAUCAUAAAUCCUUGGAUUUGUUACGGGGAGAAAUCCUUGGUAUGGAGGAGCAGCAUAAGAAAGCAAUGCAGGAGCUUCAGGAGCUUCAUAUUGCAGAAAUUCAGAAGGAAAAGGAACAUUGGCAGCUGCUUCAGAGAGAGAGAGAGCAGCAGAACUCAGACAAGCAGCAGCUGGAGGCAAAAAUUAAAUCUUUAAACAAAGAGAUGGAAGAGGCCCAUGCUGAACUGAAAAGCUUACGGCAACGGGACAGAGAGAAGCAAGAAGGAGAAGCAUUAAUAGCUCUGUUGAGAUCUGAUUUUGAGCUUUCUAAAAAUGAACGGAAAAAAUUGCAAGACUGUAAUCAGCAGGCUUUGAGAUUACUUUUGAUAAUGGUGAAAGCCACAAAAGAGAUAGAAGGCCUUAUCAGCAAGAAGACUGGCCUUUGUCUUGAUGACAGCCUGGCAUCUGGAGAUUCGGGAGAGAGUUACAGCACAAUUGGAGAAAUGGCACUUUCUCAAAAAAUGAUGGAGCAAGGGGACAUGAAGAAAAGCGAGAGGGUUCACCAAGGGCAAGUUCUUGAUGAAACUCUACCUGAACACAGCUUUGACUCUUUGGUGCCUGAUGAAAGGUCUGAACUGAGUCAGCAUUUAUGCGAAAGUAUUUUUGAAAACCCAGAUCUGGUAUUUGAAAAUGAAGAGAGAAUCCAUAAAAUCUGUCAUUCUGUGCAUAUUGCUGUGGAAAAGGUCAUAGAGCUGCUUGCAGAAUCAACUAAACAAAGAGAAGAGGAAUUCAAACGUAGGAAUUGGGAAGCCUGCCAGGUCAUUAAUGAGCACCGUGAGCUAAUGGAGCGUCUGAACGAAGAGAGCGCAGCAAAGAACCAACUGGCAUUGGAGCUUCAUAAAGCAAGAGGGCUCCAUGAAGGCUGUUUAUCAGAGAGAGAUACUUUGGAAGCAGCCCUGCGUCUGAAAGAAGAAUCUGAGCGCCGUCUUAUUGUAGAAUUGGAGAGGGUGAAAGCACAGGUCCAAGAUCUUACCGAAGAACAUACAAGAUGCAUUGAAGAGCAGAAGUUAAUACUAAGUCAAAAGAAAGCUUUGACUGCCAAUUUAGGGGAGAGAGAAACUGACUUAUUGAAGGAAGUUGAACGUCUCUCAAAAGCGAAGUUAGAACUGCAGUGUCAGGCGGAAAAGGACUGCUCCGCCUGGAACGCUCAGGUGAAAAUGUUAGAGGCGGAGCUCGAAGAGCAGCUGCACAAAAAUCAAAAGAUGGCAAUGAUGUCAUUAGAAGCUGUUGAUUUGAAACAACAAAUACAAGCCCUUGAGAGACAGUUGAGGAGUCAACGGGAUUUCAUGGAUAAACAAGCAGUUGAAAGAGAGCAUGAACGCGAUGAAUUUCAAGAGGAAAUUCAGAAGCUGGAAAUGCAGUUAAAACAAACAGGAAAAAACCAGGCUUCUGGGCUUUUGGUAGAGUCCCUCUAUGACGAAAUCAAAGAAAAAACAGAUGAUUACAAUAAGCUUUUCAUGGAAAGAGAGCAAUUGCAGACAGAACUUACUCUUCGAAAUGAAGAGACAGAAAAGCUGGCAGCAAGGGUCAGAGAACUAGAGUCCCUCAGCAUGGAAGAGGCAAAGAAUGUCAGCCAGCUGACAAAAGAAGUGAAGAAAAUGAAAAAAAUGGAAGCUGAAUGGAAACAAGAUAAAGAAGCAUUGCAGCAGCAGCAGUACAAUAAUUUGAUUCAGAUUUCUACUCUGCAAUCCAAACUGGAUGAAAUCAGACACAGAGUACUUCCGGAAGAGGAUAUAGAUCAUACGUUAAAGGGAGAAUUAAAAGCGCAAGAGGAGCUUCUAACAAAAAAGAGAGAAGUCGAAAGCUUGUUAGAGCAACUCAAACAAUUUGAAGAGGAUUUGAUGAAUAAAAAUGAUGAAAUCUUGAACCUUCGUUUAAAAUCUGAAGUGGAAAAAAGAGACUACGCCUCCAAAAUAAUCCAGCUUCAAGAAGAAAAUGUGUACCUGAAAGAAAACAGUGAAAAACUUAACAGGAGUCAGAGUCCAGGGAAUGGUGACUUGGCUCUUCUCCAGUUUCUCAAGUCCUUACUUGAAGAAAAGAAUCAAGAAACAGAUCAUUUGAAUACGCAGAUUGCGCAACUAGAACAUGAGCUUGAAAGCUGCAAGGAAAACAAGGUUUUGGAAAAGCAAGCAUUGAAAAUUGAGGACCUGAAGUCAGUUAUAGAACAACUCUGUGCUGAAAAGGAACAAUUGGCAAGGGAUAAAUCAGAAGAAAUAGAACAGCUGCAUGGUGUAAUUGAAAAUCUUCAAAAAGAAUUACUGCUUUGUGGACCGAUUGACGAUGAAGGUGAUGAUAGCCAAGACCAUUCUAAUACCCUUGUACUAGAAGAGCAGGAAGAGAACCUUCAAACUGAAUCACAGAGCGGAUCAUUGACUCCUCCGGAGAGCAGAGAUGGAGAUGGAGAUGCCAGCUGUUUGCUAUCUCAGUCCAACCAGCAACACCUUCACCACCAGCUAGAAAUAGCUUUGGCUGACAGGGAAGCUUUGCAGCAGCUGUUUGAAGAAAAAGAAUCUUGUUUUAACAUAGAAAUAAAAAAUCUGGAACAAAACCUUAAGAACAUUCAGGAGUCUUCUAGACAGUACUUCAGAGAGCUAACGGAUUUACAACUACAGCAUAAGGAGCUGCAGGAAGACUACAAGCACAUGGAAGUUUGCUUAACAGAAAGGAAUUCUGAAAUAUCUGUCGCUACUUCCUGUAUUCAGGAACUUAAAGAUAAACUGAGAGAAAGGGAAGCUGCGUUUUCAGAGAGAGAACUGGAACUCCAGGCUGUGUCAAAGCAGAAGGCAGAGCAAGUCAUUGAAGUGCUGCGAGAAAAAGAAAAUGUUGUGCAGCUUGAAAAUGAGUUCAAGGCCUUAGCGGCCACCCUGCAUGACAAAGAGGUCACUUAUCAGAAUGAAAUCAGUGAACUUAAAGCUGUGGCCGUGGAACUUAAGUCUCAGAAUGAGAAGUCCAUGGAAGAACUGGAAGCCCUGCGGUCCGAGGGAGCUCUUUUUCACUUACAGUUGAAGUUGUCCUUGGAAGAGGACCAAAACGUCGAUCAGAAAGAAACUAAACUUUAUAAAUCAAUGUUGGAACAAGAUACCUUCCAGCUUCCUCUAGAAACGGAGGAAGGGAGAGAAGAGCAAGAACUAAGUAACAAGCCAUCCGUGUCGGUUCAUAGUGGCAAACUGGAAAAAGAUGUUCUAACGACUGAUCACGAGACCUCUAGCAAAAAUCUUAGUAUUCAAGAUGAACACCUCGAAGGAAUGCCUUUGAUCGAGGAGGCAGAAACAACAAAUACUGUAAAGGAACAACGGCAUUUAAAACUGCACGGUCAGCAGACAUUGCACGGUAAUCAAGCCCCAAAAUCUUGGACGUGCAACUUAAGCAGCCUUUCACAAAACAUGCAGCCCAUUCAACAAAUACCAGAAAACUUCCAAAGUAUGGUCAUCAUGGAUAAGACUUUGUGGGACUCUCCUGAGAUUAUGAGAAAACAAAAUAGUAUGGAACUCCAUGCAAGUGGUCAUCUAACCCCCUUCUCAGAAAUGGAGGCCAUGCACAGCGCAGCUUUUGAAAGCCUGUGUUCCGAGUCCUCGGUCAUACAGGCAGACUCCUCUGGAUCGUUGAGGUAUAAUCAAGAAACAGCAAACAGCUUCCCCUUCCAGUUUCCAGCAUUCUCAGGACCUACCUUCCUGGACACAGAAUACAACGGUGGUCAGGGAAACAUUUUAUUACGAGAUGCUGAAAACGUCACAUUGAUGCCAUCUGAAUUGCAAAAUGAUUUAAGAUCAACAAUGUCCAAACUUGAAGGUGCAAGCACCGAUUUUGGCUGCGGUACUCAUUCAGAUUUAGUUCUUCAGUGUAGUAAUGAAAAUGAAGAAGCCACAGUACACGAAGGUGGCAAUGGCACACAAUGUCUCGGAAUUGUUCCAGGGGCCACUGAACACAGAACGAAGGAGAAGGAAAUGUUUUCACAACAGUUAAAGAACAUGUUGAAGAAGGUAGAUGAAGAAAGCUACAAAAUACUGGUUUUGUCUGAGAAAACCCUGCCUGUUAAAGAGGAAAAAAAUGUUCAGCAGGCACCCCUAAUGGAAGGAUUGCGAAAAGAGAGCCUCACCUUGCUCAAUGCAGUACAGUCGUUGAAGCAUUACCUGAGCACAGUGCUGCAUAAAGAAGACAAGGAAUAUUCAUCUGCCUUUUUUGACUGGAGAGGAGAACUACUUCAGGCAGUCCAGUGUGUGUUGGAAAAGGAGCGAAAAUUGUUGCAAAGCUACUUGCAGUCACAUUUUUGCAAUUCUGGAUCUGGAGAUGAAGGAUCAUUGGUAGAAAAGCUGGAGUAUAUAGCAGAACAGCGGGAACAGCAGCAAAAAGUAGUUCUGGAGCAUCUUUUGUCUUCGGACAGAAACAGCUUGCUUACCGAAAUACAAGACCUCCAAGCUCAGUUGCGACUGAUGCAUCUUCAAAACCAGGAAAAGCUGCAGCAACUCCAAGAGACUCUUACGAACACAGAGAAUCAUGGAAGCAAACAAGAACACCAGCUUCGAAGACAAGUUGAACUACUAGAAUAUAAACUUCAGCAGGAGAAAUCCAUUGCAAGUGACUUGCAGACUUCUCUAAAAAGUGAGCAAGAAAAGGUCUCUGAGAUGCACAAGCUACUGAAAGAGGAGGACACUGCAAUAAUGAACUUGAAACUGGGUCUCUCUGAAAGCACGAAUACAAAUGAGCAGUUGCAAAAGGCUUUACAGAAUCUCCAAAAAGAAGUAAUAAAGUACAGUUCUGCACUGGAAAGCAAAGAGAAAAGUAUGACAUCUGUACUUCAAGAGUUGCAGAAUACACGCCUUAAAGAAAAAGAGUUACAGGCUAUGUUAGAUGAACAACAGCAGCAGAGGAAGAUAAAAGAGGAUGAAAAAUCAAAAGCAAUAGAGGAGCUGCAGGCUGCCUUGGAGCUACAGUGCAUUCAAAACAACCGGUUGUCUGUGGCUUUAGAGCAUGAGCAGACCGCAAACAGCAACCUGCGUAAAGAACUUCAGAUAGAGCAUUCUCGCUGCGAGGCCUUGCUGUCCCAAGAACAGAGUAAGUCAGUAGAACUGCAGAAGAAUAUAGAUGCUGAGAAGAGCCACUGUUCAGAGCUUUUAAGUGCUUUGGCCCAUGAGCGUGUUUUAACGGAACAGCUGAGCAGGAGAGUAAAUGAAUGUGGGUCUUGUAAGCAUAAAGAUUCACUGCAAGAAGAACUGCAAGCUCAGUUGGCUAUAGAGCGGUCCCGUACCAAGGAUCUGGAAGCCAUCGUUGAGAGGACGCAACAGCAGUUUCUUGAUUCCAAGAAGCAAAUACGCGAAGAAGCGGAGAGAGAAGAAGACCUCUUCAGAAGUUUGCAAAUUACGCAGUCAUCUUUGCAUAAUCAAAAGCAGGACAUUAUCCAUGCCUUGGAGACAGAGAGGGAAAAGGAGGCCCAAAUGAAAAAGGAAUGGGAACAAUUGCAGGCCAUCUUCAGAUCCCUGACGGAUCAGGAGAACACAGCAGAACAAGGAGCAAGAGAGACGAGGCCAGACCGACAAACGACAUUGGACAAGCUAAAGGAACUGCAGAAAGCUCAAGAAAGCCAGUUAGAAUUACAACAUUGGCAGAACGCUGGAAGAAUCGAGGAACUGCAGCACAUGCUAGAAGAAUUGAAAGAGCAGGAAGUAUACAUUCAGGUCCAACGCAAACUGCCUUCAUAUCCUUCGAGAAAUUGUACUGCCAACGUAUCAGUUAACCCGCAGCUGCAAAUGGAACAGCAGAAACUAGAAAACAUCAGAGGACAGUUGCUCCUUGCUGCUACUUACCUUUCUGAGUUUGUGUAUAAAGACAGAACACUUAACUGGCCUGCCUUAAAUGAUGAAACCAUUUCAACCUUGUUGCGUACACUUGAGGAUCUGAAAGCAGAAUUACUGACUUCUUCCAGACCUUUGGCCUCCCCUACGUGUAUUAUGAACUCCAUGCAGGAAUUGGAAAGAAUUGCGUGGCCACAAGAGAAGGCUGUUUCCCAGAAUGGUUUGAAAGCACCAGAGUAUGAAGUAACAAAAACUAAUCCUGUGUCUGAAAAUAAACCAACCACGGGUCCCUCCAACCUAAAGCUUCAGAAGCUAUAUAGGAAGUAUUUGCGAGCUGAAAGCUUUAGGAAAGCUCUCAUUUAUCAGAAAAAAUACCUUCUGUUGCUUCUGGGUGGAUUUCAAGAAUGCGAACAAGCAACUUUGUCCCUGAUAGCUCGUAUGGGCAUCUAUCCGUCCCCUCCAGAUCUUAAAGUUUCUGAAUCACGGAGCCGUUCUUUUACAAAGUUCAGAUCUGUUGUUAGAGUGGUCAUUGCAAUAUCAAGGUUAAAGUUUCUGGUGAAAAAAUGGCAUAAAGUAAGUAGAAAAGAGAUGGCUUCAGAAACCCUUUCACAUAGGACUGGACAUAACUCAAAUCCCAGAGGUAAAAUACAAGUAAUCAAGCAACCGCAGUCUUUCCCAGCUGUUGAUACAUCAUCUCCAGUAACUCGCGAAACUGGCUGCCGCAACAGAAACGUCACUGUGAGACUUGGAAGCGGCUCGCUGAAAUCACCACCUCAAAUGAAUGCCAGGUUCACUAGCUCUUCCUCUCAGGCUUCAUCGAAGAUUCCUGAACAGUCCUUAGCGGAAUACAUUGCUUAUUUGGAGGCCAUUCAGCAAAGACUAGGGGUGAUGAUGCCAGAACCAGAGAAACCUUAAACAUGGCCAGAACUCAUCCUGGGUCUUGCUGGAACUGCAGCUCCUGGAACUGGAGACUGUCUCGGUCAACAAACCGCCAACAACAAACCGCCUCACACAAGCCACAAGCCUGCAUACUCAGUUGAAUAAAAUGCUCUGAAUAUCUGCAUGUUAGUUUUACAUCCGAGUUUUGUACAAGCUUUUUCUAUACUUAAAUGUUUUUAUACUUUGGGGGUAGUGACUGUUCUGGUUGAAAACAGCGCUUCAGAAUUUUAUUUGAAAUAACACAUACUAGCUAAGACCACCCAGUAUUGCUGUAUCAUCAAGGCAGCUGUCAUUUGUCUUUUUUACUAAAGAAUUUGUAAACAGUUAUUAAAAGACUGGUGAGGUUUUUAUUUAGUACUA